Molecule: messenger RNA, 221 nt
Organism: Peniophora sp. CBMAI 1063
Lineage: Eukaryota; Fungi; Basidiomycota; Agaricomycetes; Russulales; Peniophoraceae
Source: the annotation of a GenBank genome assembly
AUGGACCCGACGCCAGAGAUCGAGUCUUCCGAUACCAUCGACAAUGUCAAGGCCAAGAUCCAGGACAAGGAGGAGUGUAAGAAAGCCGUUGGUCUGCUAUGCGCCGCCGCUACGCGAAUCCUCCGCAGGCCUGCGCCCGAGGUGGAGUCUACCGAAGCGAUCGACGAUGUCAAGGCCAAGAUCCAGGACAAGGAGUAUAGAAAGGAGGCAUCCAGGGCCGG